ACAUGGAAAUUUAAUUAACGCGAGUUCACGUUAAAUAUGAAGACUAUUGACCGUUCAUAUUUUAUGAAGCGAUGCCACCUAAUAUUCACCAUAAUUUCACACAAACACUGCCUGCAUUUCAAAGCCGUGCAUCGCAAAAUCUACUCACUGUUAAUUAAUUUUCCUCUCAUCGCUCCUUCAAAAUUACCGCAGGCUUUUCCUAUUAAGCUACCAGUCACAUCAUAGUAUCACUGAAUUUUUCUCUAGCUUACUUCAAUUCAUUACGACGUCGAACGAAGCAAAGUUGGGUUUUAAUUAAAGAUAUUCAGUGGAAACCCGCCCCUGAAGCCUUAACUCACUGAGACGUGGUUGGCUUAUUUUUUUUUCGACACACUCAUUCCCGCCUUGCGACCCUCCCAAACAAACAGCCGAGGACUUUGAAAACAAUUUUCAUGAUAAACAAUUUUGAACUUUUACUUAGAGCAGUAAAGCUCAAAAUUGUUUGUGAGUUAAUGUUGUAUACGUCAUUGUUAGGUGGUAGUGAGAGUUUCAGUUCAUUUCAUGAAAGUGGAGACUGGCAGUUGAGGAAUACAGUCAGUUGACCGCGAGCUUUCGCGAGUAGUGAACGUGUGGGGACGAGGUUUCGUCGCUCCUCGGAGAUCGCGGAAAACUUUACGUCGUUAUAUUAGUGCCCAUUGUAUUGUGUGUGAGCGUUUUAUUUUGUUUUCCUGUGUAUUGUGAGUGCUUAAUGCAGAUUUCUUUAAGAUAUAGUGUCAGCCAAAUGAGUGUUCCGGUGUGACCGGCCGCAUCGUCACGAUGCACCAAUGCUCGCUCUUCAUACUCAUUCUCCUGUGCGUCUCUGUCAGAGACAUAUCCGGGAGCUGGGAGGAAUGGUGGACGUACGAUGGAAUUUCUGGUCCAGGGUUUUGGGGCCUGAUCAACCCGCAAUGGAGUAUGUGCAACAAAGGGCGGCGGCAAAGCCCCGUGAACAUCGAACCUGACAAACUACUGUUCGACCCUUGGCUUAGAGACAUACAGUUUGAUAAACAUAAGGUCAGCGGAGUCCUCCAAAACACGGGUCAGUCUUUAGUGUUCCGCGUGGAGAAGGACUCAAAGCACCAGGUCAACAUCAGCGGAGGACCUUUAUCAUACCGGUACCAGUUUGAGGAGAUAUACUUCCAUUAUGGCAUGGAGGAUAACCGGGGCUCUGAGCAUCAGAUCGACCAUCACACCUUCCCUGGCGAGAUCCAGUUGUACGGAUUCAACAAGGAGUUAUACCAUAAUAUGUCGGAGGCCCAGCACAAGUCACAAGGAAUCGUCGGCAUCUCGCUCAUGGUUCAGGUUGGAGAACCUACUAACACAGACUUCAGGUUGAUAACAAGCGCCUUCAACAAGGUGACUUAUAGAGGUUCCUCAUUCCCCAUUAAGCACCUGCCUCUGAGCUCUCUGCUGCCGAACACGCAGCAGUACCUGACCUACGAGGGCUCCACCACGCACCCUGGCUGCUGGGAGACUGCCGUCUGGAUCAUCUUCAACAAACCCAUCUAUAUAUCCAAACAGGAGAUGUACGCACUGCGGCAGCUAAUGCAAGGUUCCCAGUUGACUCCGAAGGCACCGCUUGGCAACAACGCAAGACCAGUGCAGCCUCUCCAUCAUCGCACCGUCAGGACCAACAUCAACUUUAACAAGCAAGGACUUCAGGGUUCAAACAACUGUCCAGACAUGUACAGAAACAUGCACUAUACAGCACGAUAUCACCGCAAGAGACGUACAAAAAAAAGUGUUGCAUGCAAAAGGCACGAUAAACCAAAAAAAUGUCACAGGAUUAGCAACCCAAUGGCCAAAGGAACACAGCUUGCGGUACAGAAGCGUUGACGGACUAUCUCUGGCGCACAACUAAAGAAAAGUUACUCGAAAUUACUCAUUGCGUCACAAUUAUGAAGUUACUUUUAUCGAAAAAAGAAAUAAAAUUCACUACGUAUCUAAUUGAAAUUUAUUUUGUUUGUUAUAUUUUAUGCAAAAAAAACUGUCAAUUGAAAAUUGUUAUACAAAAUAUCCGUAGAAGAACAAGGUCACACGUUCGAUCAACAGUUUAUUGUCAUCAAAGAAAAUAUUGGAGGUCAAUUUCAGUUCAAUUAGUUUGUGUAAAUAAAAAUGAAUUAAAUUAUAAUAUAAAUAAAGUUAGUUUUAUAGAAACAAAUAAAGUUCCAAUGUAACCAUAACUCGUUUGGUAGACUAGUAAGUGUGGCUUAACGUAUGUCCUACUUAACCAAUAUAAGUUAACUUAGCUUAAAUAAACCACUGCAUAUACUAACACUAUAUUUGAAAAAAGUAAAAUAAGGAUAUAGUCUCGAAAUAAGAAGUUACUCAUUUUUACUCAAAUCGGGACGAAAAAGUGACAUUUCUACAAUCGUUGAAAUUUAAUCCUAUCGUAUCUCUAAACAACCUAACGUAUCGAUAUAAUUUGUUAUCUCGAUAUAUUUAAUCGAUUUUGAUUAUUGUUAUCGAUUGUAGAAAUAUCACUACGUUUUUGGAGCCAUGCGUCGUCUGGCCUCAAAGCAUUUAAUAACUCGUCAACCGCUUAACUGUUAGAUAAAGUUUUAUAAACAUAUAAAAGUUCAUUUAGUAUUAAUAUAUAAAACAUAUAAAUGAAGCCUUGUAUUAAAUGUAUCCAAAAGAACAAUGUAGAAAAUAUUCUUGCUAUUAGAGUCAUAUAAAAAUAAAAAUAGAAAUUCGACUCCAUUCAUGUUGUAGUCUAACUAAUCGGAUUUCAUCGGCGGAACAGAUCAAAGUAAAAUUAGAACUGGAACAAAGACUUCCAUGGAGCCGAAUUUUGUGAACAUUUUUAGAAUGAAUUAGUACUAAAGAAAUAAUUAUAAAAGGUCAAUUGUGUAGACAAUAUUUUCCACCUACCUAUACUACAAUAUAUACAAAUAAAACAAAGCUUCUAUUCUUGGCUGACCUGUAACUUAUAAAUAUAUUAAAUUGUAGAGAUAUAUGUAUAUAAAGAUUGUAUAUAAAAAUUGUUUGAAUUUUAUAAAUGAAAGGAAGUAUCAUAAUUCGUCCACACUCUCAAGUGUAUUAUCGCAAAAUAUACGAUUGUAAGGCUUUUUGUGUAAGUAAGCGCGUAUAAUAUACAAAUUAUGAAACACUCAAAUAAAGUAGAGAUAGCAAAAUAGAGUUUCGUAACUCGCGAUCAAAAAAUAACGAAAGCUUUUUUUUAAUAAUGUUUAUUAAUUUUCUACGCUUUGAAAUAAUAAAAGUUAUAUACAAAUAUAAAAAAGCUUGUAAUUAGAUGUUGAUAAGUCAGUAGACAUAGGUGUACCGUUUGCAAAAUAUGAUAAAAAUGCUGUUUACUAUCAAAACUCCGGUAAAAGGCUAAAAUAGGGUAAUAUAAAUGUGUUUUGUUAUUUUUUGGUAAAUAAUAGAUACCUAUACGACUAUUGUAACUAACUGUAAUGUACCUAUGGAAUUAAAUGUGUAGACUAGACGCCUGUGUUAUCAAUAUGAGUUAUGUAAUAAAAUGUUUAUCUGGUA
Molecule: messenger RNA, 3516 nt
Organism: Trichoplusia ni (cabbage looper)
Lineage: Eukaryota; Metazoa; Arthropoda; Insecta; Lepidoptera; Noctuidae
Gene: CARPA
Product: carbonic anhydrase-related protein 10
Exons: 12
Coding region: 796-1854 (352 amino acids)
Molecular function (GO): zinc ion binding; carbonate dehydratase activity
Source: RefSeq, a predicted model, not a curated record